Molecule: messenger RNA, 3715 nt
Organism: Tachysurus vachellii
Lineage: Eukaryota; Metazoa; Chordata; Actinopteri; Siluriformes; Bagridae
Gene: strip2
Product: striatin interacting protein 2
Exons: 21
Coding region: 88-2469 (793 amino acids)
Biological process (GO): cytoskeleton organization
Cellular component (GO): cytosol
Source: RefSeq, a predicted model, not a curated record
UGACGGUCCAAGAGCCGAGGAGACACACAGAGACACGGAGACACACACAGAGACACACACAGACACGGAGACACACACACUCGAACCAUGCAGCAGUCGGACGACAUGGAGGGUUCCAUGGAAUCCCCCAACCUGGAGUUUGAGUACGGGGACACAGACAGUCUGACCGCAGAGAUCUCAGAGCUGUACAGUUACACUGAGGAGCCGGAGUUCAGUCUGAAUAGGGACUGCUUUGAGGAGGAUUUUCGGAAUCACGUGAAGGGCAGGAGAUGGGUGGAGCUGAGUGUGGAUGAACAGAGAGUAUAUAUCAUGCGACUGCUGGAUGCUCUAGAGGUCACGGAUAGAGACAAGAGACUCAAAGUGGCUCGGGCUAUACUCUACCUGGCCCAGGGGGUGUUUGAUGAAUGUAACACAGAAUCAGAUGUUCUCCAUUGGUCACGACACAAUGUCUUUCUGCUCUAUGAGAUGGGCAUCUUCACUGCACUGCUGGAGCUGCUCAGCAUGGAGAUUGAUAAUAACCAGGCAUGUAGCAGUGCUGUGAGGAAACCUGCCAUAUCCCUUGCAGACAGCACUGAACUCAGGGUUCUAUUGAGCAUCAUGUAUCUGAUGGUGGAGACGAUCCGGGUGGAAACAGGAGACGACAAGCCGGAGUGGAUGAAAGCUCGAGAGUCCUUCAAAACCGAGCUGGGUUCACCACUCUACAAUGGGGAGCCCUUUGCCCUUCUCCUCUUCACCAUGGUAACCAAGUUCUGCAGCAUGAGCGCCCCCCACUUCCCAAUGAAGAAAGUGCUGCUGUUGCUGUGGAAGACUGUACUGUUCACUCUGGGUGGUUUCGAGGAGCUACAAGAAAUGAAGGUUAAAGGGAGAGAGAAGCUGUCUCUGCCGCCGCUCCCUGAGGACAGUAUUAAGGUGGUCCGGAGCAUGAGAGCAGCCUCACCUCCAGCCACUGCCAUGGAGCUCAUUGAACAGCAGCAGCAGCAGAAACGAGGACGCCGGAGUCGCAGGCCUCUGGUCAAGCAGGACAGCCUGGACACCUACAAUGAACGUGACCCCUUUAAAAAUGAUGACGCUCGUGAUGAGGAAGAUGAUGCCGAGGAUGUGGACAGUGGAAUAGAGGGUGAAGUUGAUCCCCUCGACCGUGAUGUCAUCAUCCAGCCCCCUCCUCCUCCACCUCCUCUGCGGCCACCUACUGAGAGAAUGACUUUCCCUAAAGGGCUACCGUGGGCUCCUAAAGUCCGGGAGAAAGACAUUGAGCAUUUUCUAGAGACCAGUAGGAACAAGUUUAUCGGCUUCACCCUGGGAAGUGAUACAGAGACCCUGGUUGGCUUGCCCAGACCCAUUCAUGAGAGUGUGAAGACACUUAAACAGCACAAGUAUGUCUCCAUCGCCGAAGUUCAGGUCAAGAGAGAGGAGGAGCUGCAGCAGUGCCCCAUGACCAUGGGGGAGGAGGACGUGGAGGAGACACCUGCAGAAAUCCUGUAUCUAGGAAUGCUUCCCAGCCUUUCUCAGUAUGUGAUUGCCCUGUUGAAACUACUUCUGGCUGCAGCUCCAACCUCUAAGGCCAAAACGGACUCCAUCAACAUCCUGGCUGAUGUUCUGCCAGAGGAAAUGCCCAUCACUGUCCUCCAGAGUAUGAAGCUUGGCAUUGAUGUGAAUAGACACAAGGAGAUCAUUGUCAAGGCCAUUUCUGCACUGCUGCUCCUCCUACUGAAGCACUUCAAACUUAACCAUAUAUACCAGUUUGAGUAUGUAUCCCAACAUCUGGUAUUUGCCAACUGCAUCCCUCUCAUCCUCAAGUUCUUCAAUCAAAACAUCAUGUCUUAUAUCAGUGCUAAAAACAGUAUCUGUGUGCUGGAUUUCCCUCACUGUGUGGUCCAUGAGAUGCCUGAACUCACUGCUGAAAGCCUGGAAGCUGGAGAUAAUAAUCAGUUCUGCUGGCGGAAUCUGUUCUCAUGCAUCAACCUUCUGCGAAUCCUCAACAAACUCACCAAGUGGAAGCACUCAAGAACCAUGAUGCUGGUGGUGUUUAAGUCUGCUCCAAUCCUGAAGAGGGCACUAAAGGUCAAGCAAGCCAUGAUGCAACUUUAUGUCCUCAAGCUCCUCAAGAUUCAGACCAAGUACCUGGGCCGCCAGUGGAGGAAGAGUAACAUGAAGACCAUCUCAGCAAUCUAUCAGAAGGUCCGGCAUCGACUUAAUGAUGACUGGGCUUAUGGAAAUGAUAUUGAUGCACGGCCGUGGGACUUUCAGGCGGAGGAAUGUGCUUUGCGAGAGAGCAUCGAGAAGUUCAAUGCACGGCGGUACGAUAAGAACCAGAACAGUGAAUUUGUCCCGGUGGAUAACUGCCUGCAGAGUGUGCUGGGCCAGCGAGUCGAGCUGCCCGAGGACUUCCACUACAGCUAUGAAAUGUGGCUGGAAAGAGAGGUCUUCUCUCAGCCCAUUCAAUGGGAAGGCCUGCUGCAAGCCCAGUGAUGCAUCAAGACAUGAACUAGUUCAAAAGCAGCCCGCAUGUACAGACUACACACAUGCAGACAGCACAUGUGCCAGUGAUAUUCUUCCUGUAAAUAGAGUGCUUGUAAAUAGAGAUCUUCAAAUGCAGCAUAUGGGUUUUCCAUGAUUUUAUUUAUGAAACAUCAUCCAGUCAUGUGUACUUCUGAUGACAGUAUGAAGUACAACAUAUCCUCCAUUUGAACUUUUACGUGUAAAAAUCAUUAAAAAAAAUAAUUAUGAAAACAAUAGACAAAUAUAACCAUGUUCUACAAACAUAAUGAAGGUAUUUAUCUAUUCUUUUAAAAUGUAUUCAUUCUGGAACUGUUGAUAAAACUAAUUUUGAUGCAUACUGAUAUGUAUAUAGAACAAAAAAAAUGCAUGUUGUUGAGACUUUGUUUUAAAAAAAGAAAAAAAAAGGCCAACAUGGGAACCACAAGCAUUACCCGUGUGUCAGCAAGACCAGAAGAACUGGCCCUUAAAUAUUUUUUCCAAAGAAUGUUGCUGUCUCUCAAAUUUUGCAUAGUCUCUCACUUCCACCGUGUACUAGAGAAACGUCCUUCAGAAAGUCACGCUUCAUUUUGUACGUCAGAUGUCCAAGCUUCUUACCAUACUGGAUGAUUAGAAUGAGCUCUAACAGAACAACACAAAAGCACAGAAGUGUCCUUGGUGAAAAGCAUCACCCUCUUUACAAAUAGCAAGGUUUCAACAUAACGGUGCUGUUUUUUAACACAAUUUUAUUGAUCUCCUCAGUCUUUUUUCCUUUCUCCCUCUCACUUACCUCUCUUGUUCUCACUUAGUCAUAAUAAAAUGACACUAAAGAAAGGUUUGUUUUAAUACUAAACUUUGUUGUACCAAGAGAGGAUUUUAUACACCUCAUUUCCUAAAUUGUUGUAUAUGAUUAUUUUAUUGUUCUGUUAAAAGAAAAAAAUAUAUAUAUUAAUACAUUAUGUCCUGACAUACCUUCCAACAAUAAUUGCAGUCUAAUGCAAUUUUUGAUUCAUUGUUUAAAAAAACAGCGAUUUUACUGUACAACAUAUGACCAUAUAAAGAGCCUAACCUGUAAAUGUCUCAAACUAUUGAGGAACAUAUAUGAAUCAGCUGCACCUGUGACUUUAUAAUGUCUUACUUAUUCUCCGAUAUCACUGUCACAAAUUAAAAAUAUGACUAAGAUAUGUAAUUAUUUCUGUUCUUCUGGGCUCAAAAUAAUCCAUUAAAUGCUUUGACUGAU